Molecule: messenger RNA, 1656 nt
Organism: Verticillium alfalfae VaMs.102
Lineage: Eukaryota; Fungi; Ascomycota; Sordariomycetes; Glomerellales; Plectosphaerellaceae
Product: SH3 domain-containing protein
Exons: 1
Coding region: 1-1656 (551 amino acids)
Molecular function (GO): protein binding
Source: RefSeq, a predicted model, not a curated record
AUGUCGGCUGUGCCCUUCAAAGUGAAGGCGCUGUACGAAUACUCCUCUCCUCACGACGAUGACCUGCAAUUCCCUCCCGGUGUCAUCAUCACCGUAACCGAAGAAGAAGAUGACGACUGGUACGUUGGCGAAUAUGUCGACGACGCCGGAGCCAAGCACGAAGGCAUCUUUCCCCGUAACUUUGUCGAGAAGUACGAGCCUCAAGCACCACCUCGACCUGUGAGGAGCCGCACCAAAAAGGAGAACGAACCACCUGCUGCUGCGCCGUCCGAGCCCGCGGCUGCCGCCUCGUUGCCUGCGUCUGCGCAUGCCCCGGUGCCUGCUCCUGCGCAGGAGCCAGAGCCUCAAUCGACCCGACAGUCUGAAUCAGAAGCCCCUCGUGAUGUACCUGUUACAGAGGAGAAGCCUGAGAAGGCAUACGACAUUCCAGAGCCCGCUCCCAUCGCUAUACCGCUCUCGUCCAAGGAACCGGUAGCUCCGGUCGACGGCACUGUUCAGUCCCCGAAGGAGAUCACCGAAAAUCUGCCCCAGUCGACUGCUGCAGCUACUGCGGAGCCUGUUCCCGCCCCUCCUGUGCCCAAGGCUGCCGAGCAUGCCGCCUCUAGUUCUCCUCCUGCCGCGAAGCCCGUACCGGCGCAGGCGAAACCCUCGAGCGGCCCGCCCGUUUCAAACAAGCCGUCGAGCAAUGCCUUCAAAGACCGCAUCGCGGCUUUCAACAAGUCGGCACCGCCUCCCGCACCCUUCAAGCCUAGUGGAAUAGGUGCUGCCGGCUCUGCUUUUGUCAAGAAGCCCUUCGUCGCUCCGCCUCCCAGUCGCAACGCCUACAUCCCCCCGCCUCAGCAAGCCCCCACUACGAAAGUGUACAGGAGAGAGGAGGAUCCCGAGAUCAAGGAGCAAGAGGCCGAGGCCCACGACAAUGCGGAAAAGGCUGGCUUUUCCACCUCCAACGACCAAGACGACGGUAACUCUGAUCAGCCCAAACCUACAAGCCUGAAAGAGCGCAUCGCACUACUCCAGAAACAGCAGAUGGAACAAGCGCAGCGUCAUGCCGAAUCGGUCACCAAAAAGGAAAAGCCAAAGCGGCCGGCCAAGGCACGUACAGAGAGCCACGAUGCCCCGGAAGCCCUGACUGAGGGCCCAGACGUCACCUCUCCUGUGCUGGAGGGUCCUGGCGCCGAUGAUGUCGGUGCGAGAACUUCGAUUGACUCGGACAGACUUCCGCCUCCACCGAGGCGCAAAUCCUCCAAGGGCCCUGUGGAGUCAUACCAUGAUGGAAAUGAAGCCGAUAUGUCGGGGGCGGGCGACACGACUGAGGGACAGGAGGAUCUCACCGAGCGCGAGGACAGCGACGAGAGGCCUCGCCGCAUGUCUCGCGUGCCUACGAACCCCGGACCUGUUCCUCCUCCCCGGGCGUCGAUCGAUAAGACUGCCGUCAAGGAUGACGCUGAUGUCGUCGAGGAGGAAGCCGCUGAUGAGGAGGAAGAGGACGAUGACGAGGAUAUCGACCCUGAAGCCCGGAGAAAGGAAGAGCUCCGUGCCAGGAUGGCGAAAAUGAGCGGAGGUAUGGGCAUGAUGGGCAUGCAUUCGCUCUUUGGUGGCCCAGCACCAGCCAGUGCACCGCCCCAAGAAGAAGAAGGCCGACAAACAGCACGCUGA